GUCUGCAAAACCUUUUUUCAGUUUUGUACACACAAGACGAUAAAAUGAACACAAUUUUCGUUAUAUUUUCCCUUUUACAUUUGAUCUCACCAGCUGUACUGAAUCAUGCAGGUUUUCAGGGACCAAAUAUUGAAACCCCAAACCGAUAUAAAUAUAUACUUUUGUCAGACAAUGGCAUUGAUGUUGGAAAUCCAGAAGCCGAUAGUAUUAAGUUCAAGGUUAAGGCCAGCAGCAAUGCACAUAUAGCUUUAAUGUCUUCAAAUACUGACCAAGAUCCUCUUUAUGAGAUAGUAUUGGGUGGUUGGGCUAACUCAAAGUCGGUCAUUCGUGACAGGAAACAAGGUACAGCAUUGGUAACGCAUCGUGGAAAAGUUCUAAAACAAAACGAAUAUAGAACAUUUUAUAUUCAAUGGACAAAUGGACAUAUUAGAGUGGAAGAUGAAUGGAAUAGGGAAUUUAUGGAAUGGAAUGAUACCUCAAACCCGUUAAAUAUCAGAAAUAUUGGAGUUUCUACAGGAUGGGGUUCAACUGGGUAUUGGUCAUUUGUAUAUCCAGGUACUAAGAUAUAUAAAAGCAUGUCAUUAAAAAAGCGGAAAUCCACUUUAAACACUGCAACGUUAGAAACUUCAAAAAGACAAGAGAAAAUGCAACCUCAACCUGCUCAAGUACCGGCAUCUAACAGUCUCUCAACUUCUGGAGUCUCAGUGUUGGCCCCUUCCUUAAAUACAACAAAUCAUACAGGACUUCAAGAAUCAGAAAACAACGUAUUUAGCAAGAAUACAGAAUUGAUAUUAUUCUCAUUACUGUCGACAUUACUUGUGAUUGUAACUUUUAUCUUGUGUUGUCUUUUUGUCCGAUACUAUCGACGAAAUCAAAUAAGUUCCCCAUUAUCUGAAAAUCAAGCUAAUAAAGUAAAUACCAAUGAACACGACGAGGAAAUCGAUAUAGCUUUGGAAAAAAAUAUCGACAAAAGAUUAUCGCAGCCGCGAAAUGAUCAAAUUGAAAAUCAUGGUAUGCGCGAUGACAAACAAAUGUCGAUGCCAACCUCAAUACAAACGAUACAAGAAAUUGUAGAACAACCGUUGGGUGAUGUCUCACUGCAAGAACUUGCAGAAACAGCAGCACAAGUGGUUAGAGAGACCCCCUUACAAGAGAUAAGAGAGACAAAACAACAAGUAUUAAGUGAGAACAACUAAUUAAUAUACGCUCUUCUUUAAGCAGUAAUUGUGUAUAUGACACAAACGAUGAAAAUCACGAAUCUAAGUUUCUGAAUACUUACCAAUCCCUGCAUAUAGAUGUUAUUAGUUGUAAUCAGCAUCCAUAUACGGACACAACUUUGAGCGUAAGGCAUAUGUAGGAAAUAAACCAAAUACCCUUCCACUGAUGCCUUUGCUUUUCUGAAAGUGCAAUAUCUGAACUGUAAUAAUAUAUAUGUAUCUAGACAUGUGACUAUGUGGAUUUAGAUCUAGUCGGAUAAAUCUUGAAAUGUUCGGCUAAUGGAACUGAAAUUUAGAAUCAUUAUGUCAUUUGAUUUUAUUGG
Molecule: messenger RNA, 1540 nt
Organism: Mytilus californianus (California mussel)
Lineage: Eukaryota; Metazoa; Mollusca; Bivalvia; Mytilida; Mytilidae
Exons: 4
Coding region: 45-1196 (383 amino acids)
Source: RefSeq, a predicted model, not a curated record